AUGCCCUUGACCUUUCAAACCAAUGACGACGACAUCGACAUCUCCGGUGCCGAUACCAUCGCUGGGCUGAAGACCUUUGCCAAUCUGCCGUUUGUGGAUUGCUUCUCUGGCGGGGACGCCGAAGGUCAAUUAUAUGACAUUGCCAUCUUCGGCGCCCCUCACGAUACACUCCAAACCCAGGAACAAGAUGCUAAUGAAGACAAGGGCAUCUCCGGACGACCAGCAGCAAACUCGGCCGUGUCUGUCACACCCAGGAUUCUCGCGUUGGGCGGCGACCACACGACUACAUUGUCAGCUCUUCGGUCGACGUAUGAGAAAUGGGGACCUGUCUCUGUCAUUCACUUUGAUAGUCAUAUUGAUACGUGGGACCCUUCCGUUCUUGUAACUGCGCGGGAUCUCGACAAGCUCGGCGCACAGGGCAUUAUCUCCAAGAUCAAGGAGCGUGUCGGUGACUCCAAGGUUUACAUCAGUGUUGACAUCGAUGUUCUUGAUCCCGCUUUCGCUCCAGCUACCGGAACGGCUGAACCAGGAGGCUGGUCAACCCGAGAGCUUCUCACAAUUCUCGAAGGUCUAGAAGGCCUUUCAGUUGUAGGCGCCGAUGUAGUGGAGGUGGCACCUGUUUAUGACAACGCAGGCGAAACAACAGUCCUAGCCGCGGCCGAGGUCGCCUAUUCCCUCAUCGACCUCAUGGUCACAACUCCUGUCAAGUCAAAGGCUGACCUGGAAACCGGCCAAUGA
Molecule: messenger RNA, 738 nt
Organism: Colletotrichum chrysophilum
Lineage: Eukaryota; Fungi; Ascomycota; Sordariomycetes; Glomerellales; Glomerellaceae
Exons: 5
Coding region: 1-738 (245 amino acids)
Molecular function (GO): metal ion binding; agmatinase activity
Source: RefSeq, a predicted model, not a curated record